This is a messenger RNA of Exophiala bonariae, 1017 nucleotides long. RefSeq lists its product as uncharacterized. The coding region runs from base 1 to 1017 and encodes 338 amino acids. The transcript is spliced from 5 exons. NCBI's taxonomy places the organism in Eukaryota, Fungi, Ascomycota, Eurotiomycetes, Chaetothyriales, Herpotrichiellaceae. Gene Ontology annotation, molecular function: lipase activity. The record is from RefSeq and is a predicted model, not a curated record.
AUGGAAGGACCACGAAAGUUAAUAUCGUCUGACGCCCAAUACAACUUGGCUGCCUUUGAGCCCUCGAGCGCGAGUGACCGCACAAAGGAGGUCAACCAAUAUCUCAUUUCGGUCAGCCAAAGAGACCGGAAAUGGUGGGAGGUUGGAGCGCAGGAAUAUCGCGCCAUGCGAGAGGCUGGAAAGACGGUUUUUCCACCAUAUACCUUGCUUCCGCAUGCCAGUCAAAUCGACAUUCCAUCCAGAGAGAUUGGCAGGUCCAUUUCCUGUAGAAUCAUCAAGUCUAAGAACAUCGACCACCGCCCUGGCAUUUUUCUACAUAUCCAUGGGGGCGGUUGGGUCCUGGGGACUGCUAAAGGGCAGGACCCCCUUCUAAGUUAUAUUUCAGAUAGCACUGGUCUGACAGUGUUCUCUGUUGAAUAUCGACUUGCACCAGAGCACAGAUAUCCUGCUGCCCUUCAUGACUGCGAGGAUGUCGCUGGUUGGCUUUCUCUGAAUUCUCAGGCGACUCUAAAUGCGGAGCUGUGGUUCUUGGGUGGAGAGUCCGCAGGAGCGACAUUGUCUUCGCUAGCUCUACUACACCUAAGGAAAAUUGGAAGAGCAUCACUUAUCAAGGGCAUAAUAUUGAGCUAUGGGUGCUUCGACUUAUCCAUCCUCCCUUCAUUGAAACUUGCCCCAAAAGCGUCCCCAGUCUUUGGACUCGAAGACGCGGAACAUUUCUACAGCACAUAUCUUGCCGACACCACUCUGUCCAUCGAGGACCGCAAAUGUGGACAGGUCUCACCAAUGUACAAUGAUCUGUCUGGGUUGUGUCCAGCUCUCUUCCUGGUUGGAACCGAGGAUCCUCUUGUCGAUGAUUCUGUGUUAAUGCAUUUUCGAUGGCUGCGUGCUGGGAACCAGGCGAUUCUCGUUUUUGUACCUGGAGGUGUACACGGUUUUACCCUUCUCGACGCAUCUACUGUCGAAAUAGCCACCAUGGGAAUAAACUAUAUUAGGGAGUUUAUCCAUGGCAUUCUUUAA